AUGCCACAACCUGACAGACGACGCAUUGACCGGCUGCAAGUGCCUGAGGACGACCUGGUCGAGAUGGAAGUUGAAAGGGUCCGGGAAAGGCGGCGCCCGGCGGCGCCCCAGGUGAUCGACCUUACAGAGGAGCCUGACAGCCCCCGGCAACAAACCCUCACUCUUCCCGACCAACCUCGAUUUAUGAGACAAGCUGCCCGGCCCGGCCCACCUCACCAUCUGCAUCGGGAUCCUCAACGAAACCAGAACCAAAACCCACGGAGGCACAUGUCGCAGAAUCAUCGAACACCCUCCCUUACUCGUAGCGAUGGCAGCCUGCUCGGCCCUGCCGGCGGGGUCCCGGUGAUCGACCUCACCGACGACUCACCUGGUCUCCCAGAACCUCGUCACAAUGCUCGGAACCAUGCACGACCACGCCAGGGCCGGCAGAGGAACCACGUGCAAGCCGAGGAGGAGCCGGCCGACUUGUUCAGACCUCUCGCACACCAGAUCCCGGGCAGACAACACAUUGGUUUUGCUCUCGUUCAGGAAUUUCGCAGAUUCAACCAUUUGUUUGGCGCCCCAGACGUCGAAGUGGAAAUCCUUGGUCACAACCCGCCGCCUCACUUGCUGCCCGUCAUGGAAAACAAUCCGUUGGCCGACAAUCCCGUGAACUUCAAUUAUCAGGCGAACGGUUUCAACCGAAAUGCAGCGCCCCCGAAGCCUGUACACGUGCCUCCCCCGGCGGCUCGGUCCGGCUUCACGCGAGCCACAGGUGAAGAUCUGGCUGUCAUCUGCCCGAGUUGUGAGCAGGAGCUCAAGUACGACCCCAAUGCCGACGAAUCUCCCCCAGCCAAGAGAGCCCGGAGUCGGAAGGACCGAGAGGAGCAUCACUUCUGGGCCAUCAAGGCCUGCGGACACGUCUACUGCAAGAACUGCUACGAACACCGCAAGUCCACCGCCAAGUCCUCGGUGAAAACGACCUUCCGCGUCGCUCCUGGCCGCAAGGUCCUCUGCGCUGUCGAUGACUGCGACUCGGAUGUCGUAAACAAGGGAUCCUGGGUUGGCAUCUUCCUGUGA
Phialemonium atrogriseum is the source of this 1059-nucleotide messenger RNA. RefSeq lists its product as uncharacterized. Gene Ontology annotation, cellular component: SUMO-targeted ubiquitin ligase complex. Gene Ontology annotation, molecular function: ubiquitin-protein transferase activity. The transcript is spliced from 2 exons. NCBI's taxonomy places the organism in Eukaryota, Fungi, Ascomycota, Sordariomycetes, Cephalothecales, Cephalothecaceae. Bases 1 to 1059 code for a protein of 352 amino acids. The record is from RefSeq and is a predicted model, not a curated record.